AUGUAUGAAUGUGAUGAUGAGGAGGAGUUUGACAUUGCUAACAUCCUCCUCAUGUCUGCAUAUGUAAUAGAUGUAUGUGUUGCCGUAGCGACAAAGAAGGACCAGAUCAAUGUGCGUGAAAUUGUUGAAAUUGCUGCUGACUUUCUGAUCGACAAGAGUCUUGAAUUUAAUGAACCAUGGAGAAAGUUUGAUUGGAAUCAGAGAGAUGUCCUGAAAAAGAAGCUCGAAGAAUUUACUCUGAGUAAUGAAAAUGUGAAGUACAUCAAGAUCCUGGUUGCUGGAGAAAUCGGUGCAGGAAAGUCCAGCUUUAUAAACUCAGUCAAUAAUGUCUUUCAAGAACAGAUCACCUCCAUAGCACUAGUUAAUUCAUCUGCUGGGGGAAGUAAAAGUUUUACAACAAAGCUCAAACCAUCCCGCAUUAAAAGUGGAGACAAGUUCUUGCCCUAUGUCCUCACAGACAUAAUGGGCUUAGAAUCUAAAGUGUUGGCUGGGUCACAACCAGAGGACAUCAUCAAUGCUGUAUUUGGCCAUGUGAAGGAUGGCUAUAAAUUUGAUGAGUCGGAGCCAAUCGCUCAAGGGAAUGAACAUUACAUCAGUGACCCCAACCUCUCUGACCAGGCUUUCUGUCUGGUUUACGUCUUAGCUGCUACUAUAAUAUCAGUCAUGGAUGAGAAACUUAUUGACAAGUUGAAGAUCAUUCGCAGCAGAAUCAGUGAUAGAGAUAUUCCUCAAGUCAUUGUCAUGACCAAAAUAGAUGAAGCAUGUCCAGUGGUGAAGAAAAAUCUAAGAAAGGUGUAUCACAGCAAGAAGAUCAAAGAGAAGAUGCAGACGUGCAGUGACUUGAUUGGUGUACCAAUGUGCAACAUCUUCCCAGUGAAGAACUACCAUGAUGAGAUCGACACAAAUCCUGAUGUUGAUGUUCUGAUUCUGAAAGCACUGGAUCAGAUUGUUUAUCUUGCUCAUGAUCGACUUGAUAGCAGCAGUGAGUGGUGAGAGGAGAUAUUGCUCUUUUCUCUAUGUUAAAAUAAAAGAGCUAUUAAUGAUUAUAAUGAUUACUGUCUCACCAAUCUAAAAAUCAUAGAGUUUAUUCUAUGGGGAAAAUGAAUGUUUUUUUGUCCAACUAACUUCUGGGUUGGCCUACAAAAAUGUCAUCAAAACAACAUCUUCCCUCUCUAUUCAGAAAUGUGAGUUCCUGCAGGCACGUGUGAUAAACUAAAGACUGUGGCCCAGAUGUGGCAGACUUUGUGUACAUUUAAGGAAUCACUGCGUUUGAAAACUAUUUGUUUGUUUAACUUUAGUGAAAUGUGCUUUGAACACGUAAUGUUGACAAAAUAUACGUAAAUUAAAUUAUUCAAAAUCAGCUGUAUAAAAUCUGUAUCGCUAACCAUUCAGGGCUACUAACAGUAAACACAAACAUAACACUGAGAAUAUUCAUGUUCUUUCAGAAAAAUCUAAUAAAUAGAAAAAUAUCAAAUGUUACUUGAUUAAAUACACCAAACAUUUCUACUGUUAAUUAAAUUUUUUUCUUUCUGUUAAUAAAAUACACUUUUAUGCUAUAAUGGUUAUAUUGUUUAUUAACUAACAGAGUAAAACCACAUACACUAUAUUAAGAUUGAUUGAGUUGUGAAUAUUUGAGUCGAGGUGUAAAACAGCAGGGAAAACAGGUUCAUCCUAUAGCAACCGUAUAUAUACACUAUAUAUUCUUCUUCUGAGCUCUAGUCUUUGUCUGGUCUUGUGCUUUGUAUGCUGUGUAUUACCCUCAUCAUCGUUGUG
Misgurnus anguillicaudatus (oriental weatherfish) is the source of this 1773-nucleotide messenger RNA. NCBI's taxonomy places the organism in Eukaryota, Metazoa, Chordata, Actinopteri, Cypriniformes, Cobitidae. The record is from RefSeq and is a predicted model, not a curated record.